Molecule: messenger RNA, 659 nt
Organism: Cucurbitaria berberidis CBS 394.84
Lineage: Eukaryota; Fungi; Ascomycota; Dothideomycetes; Pleosporales; Cucurbitariaceae
Exons: 3
Coding region: 30-395 (121 amino acids)
Biological process (GO): termination of RNA polymerase I transcription; DNA-templated transcription
Cellular component (GO): RNA polymerase I complex
Molecular function (GO): nucleic acid binding; zinc ion binding; DNA-directed RNA polymerase activity
Source: RefSeq, a predicted model, not a curated record
UGUCUAGUACUUCGACUAGCUUAGCCGUAAUGUCUUUAGUCGGUAGUCUCCUCUUCUGCACCACCUGUGGGAGUCUGUUGGAUAGGGAGCCUUCCACCACUAAACUCAUCUCGUGCCAACUGUGCGGAGAGUCAAACAAAAACAGCUGGCCUAUUUCGAUUCAAACAACCUCCAAGCCGGACGCAUUUCCUUCCUCUCUUCAGCAAAAGCGAAGCGAGAUUCAGACGAUAAAUGAGGACGAUGUACAGACAUGGGGUGAGACUCCUCAAGCUUGCCCGUCUUGCAGUAAUCCUGUGAUGCUGUUCACGAAUCUUCAAUUGCGUGGAGCCGACGAAGGAACUACGGUCUUUUAUCGUUGUCCUAAAUGCAAUCACAGUUCCAAAAUGGACAAUUAAUGCGACGAAGUUACUUGGCAACGACUUUCUUCAGGCGGCAGGGUAUCUUCUGUUGGAGUAAGUGAAUGUCCGAAUAUUCGCGGUGGAAUCCAGACAGAGGCGCCAGUAGACUUGACGGCAUUAAAAUCACAUCAGCGAAGCUCCUGAAGGAUUGAUCUGAAUGUUGAAUGUUACAACUGCCAACGAUAGCAGCAUGUAGUAAUUUGGACGUACUUAGUACGCCUGACACUUGAACAACAAUCCAUCACAAUGCCUAUUACCACU